Molecule: messenger RNA, 8385 nt
Organism: Lineus longissimus
Lineage: Eukaryota; Metazoa; Nemertea; Pilidiophora; Heteronemertea; Lineidae
Product: catenin delta-2-like
Exons: 20
Coding region: 93-4556 (1487 amino acids)
Biological process (GO): cell-cell adhesion; cell-cell junction assembly
Cellular component (GO): nucleus; cytoplasm; plasma membrane
Molecular function (GO): cadherin binding
Source: RefSeq, a predicted model, not a curated record
CCACCAUGGAAACCACUUGGCAUCUUGGGGGCUUUUGACUUCUGGUAACUACCGUAGCCAGGUUCUACCCGAUAUUGGUCAGGGUGAACAAAAUGACGGAGGAAUCUGACAUUCCUAUCGAGAUCAUGCUCGAUGGGGGCAGGGACGACGCCAAAGGCCUCAUGGACAAAAAGGGAGUACAGCUUAACUUGAAGACAACUGUAAAAUGUGGCAUUGAUAACGGUGGAUGCAUCAAUGAUGAGGAGAAAAGCCCAGGGUUGGGUGAAAAACACAAGGUCAAGGUCAUAGUUGAAAAUGGAAAAGGUGAUAUACAAAAUGGGCAAAGUCCGGUGAAAAAUGACGGUACUUUGAAUUUGAAGUUAAUGGGUGAUAUUAGCAGGAUGCCGGUUUAUAACGGAGAGAAAUUAGACUUUGGAAAAAUGGACGAGAAAAUUAACAAUAUUUUGAAGAAUGCUGGGAUUGAUAGUGUGACGGGGGAAAAGUUUAAACCUGUCGGGCCGGGGAGUCGGAAAGGUUCGAAAGAUGAGGGGUCAAAACUUAUGAAGGGUUCAAAUGAGCAAUGCAGGAAAGGAGAGGAUGUUUUAUCACCUGCUGAUAGUGAUGAUAUAAAUGAGGAGACAAAGUUAUUGACGGAUAGUUGGGAUGCGAAUCUUGUUGGAAGGAUACUCGACCAGGGGGAUAAAAUCAAGGGCGAGUUGGAAAAAUUAAGGGAAAGGAUACAAACUGUCGACAUCAAAGGAACUAUUUUGGCAAGUUCUUUGAAUUCUCGACGUACAUCGACAGCGAGUCAUAACAGUGGUGAUGCUAUGGCGAGUAGCGAUUCUUUUAUAACGUUGAAAUCAGAUUCUGGGGUCGAGGUUGAAGAUAUGCAGAAAUCUACGAUGGAUUCUAACGUGUUGAUAGAUGGGUGGAAAGUACCCGAAACCAAGGUGUUGAAGUCGUCGUAUCAGAAAGAGUGUCAAUCGGAAUGGAGAGUUCUACAUGAGAGAGGGGUUAUGAAUAUGGGUGAUGGGAGUUACGGAUAUGGAAGCUACUCAUUUCGUGAAGAUUCAGUGAACAAUACACCAGAAAGCCCCAGCAUGAACACCGCAGCAAGACCGCCCCCUGGCGGUGAGGGUUACCGCUCAAUCUCGUCAUAUAGAAAUACCUCGUCAAACGGCCCGGGAUACACGCGACAAAUGUCGGCAGGAAGUGAAUCUCCUCAUUCGUCUAGACUUUCCGUAGCCUCCAACCAGUCUAGUGAUAUAAGAUCUAGGCAGACAAAAACCGUCACAACUGUCACAAAGACGACAACAUCGCGUCAAAUCUACCGCACAGGCUCACCGGGAUCCUACAACCAGGAUUACGUCAACUAUCCAUCAGCGGGCGACCAGGCGCCCUCGCCAGCGCCUCCUUUGGAUAGCGAUCAAAGGUUGAAUCGUUCAUACGAUUAUGAGGUGCCGCCUGGUUACGACGAGGCGCCAUCUUAUAAUGAAUAUGAGCACUAUCCUAGGGCUGUCCAUAAAGCUGUACGAUAUUCUAAACUCUAUGUGAAUUAUACCCCAACGCGCGGGUACAGUGACAGUCCUCAGCCAGGCGGUGGGCAUCCGUCUUACUCGGCGGGGCCACCUGGCAAUAAUUAUGUUAACCUGCCGCAGGCUGAUCAGUACCCUGAUGACGGCAGAUUUAUUCGGCCGCUUGAAGACAGCUAUCGCGACUCGCCUGUUGAUGACCGUUACAGUGGGCCACCACCAGAUGGCAGGUUGUACAGCGAUGGCCACUAUCCAGACAGUUACUCGCCUCGUGAGACACCCAAUCCACGAUAUCCUCGGGCUGAUGACUCAUACAGUAAUCCGCCAGAGGAAGAAAGAUCAAAUCUCCAAAAUAACCGAUACGGAGGUCAACAGCGCUUGGAUGAUAGCUACAGCAAUCCGCCAGAUUCAGAAAGAGGCCGGACAGAACCAUAUUAUCCGCCAGUGGACAAUACCGAUGGUUAUCCAAAUGGUCGUCCAUUUAGACCAUCUGAUUCGCGGGAUUAUGAUUACUACCCGCAAGCCCAGCCAAAUCGUCCGAACAGAACUCCAUCGCCGCAUGGAAGUGAUAGAUACAGCGGUCCUCCACCCUACGACUCAAUGCAGCGUCGAGGGUAUACCGACAGUCCUCAACCCUCACUACAAGGUGCUAGGCCGUACGAUGAUAUACCACGAGAAGAAACAAGAGGACUUCAAGCCCCGCCGGAAAAUUUCAAUCCAGAAUUAUUACGGCGAUCCCCUUCUAUAGAUAGCGACACAAGAGAACCCCGUUGGAGAAAUCCGGACCUUCCAGAAGUGAUAGAGUUCUUAAGCCAUCCAAGUAACAACAUCAAGGCAAAUGCUGCUGCGUAUCUCCAACAUCUCACCUUUCAGGAUGAUGACAUGAAGAGCAAAACGAGGGCCCUGGGUGGUAUCCCAUCACUUAUAGAACUGCUGAACAACGACCUGCCAGAAGUUCACAAAAAUGCCUCUGGAGCUCUUAGGAAUCUGUCGUUUGGGAAGAACAAUGAUGAAAAUAAGCGUGCUAUAAAAAAUGCAGACGGCAUCCCUGCCUUGGUUCGGUUAUUACGGAAAACUCCUGAUAAUGAUAUUCGUGAGUUGGUGACGGCUAUAUUAUGGAAUCUCUCAUCGUGCAAGGAAUUAAAGAAACCCAUUAUAAAUGAUGCAUUGACUGUACUAGUGAACAACGUGAUUAUCCCCCAUUCUGGUUGGGACCCGAACCAGGGGCAAAGUGAGCCCAGGGGUGUCUACUGGUCAACGGUCUUCAGAAAUGCCAGUGGAGUUAUGAGAAAUGUGAGUUCGGAUGGCGACUAUGCCAGAAAGAAGUUACGAGAGUGCGACGGCCUGGUCGAUGCCUUAAUGUUCAUAGUGAAAGCCGCCAUAGGAAAGAAUGACAUCGAUAACAAGUCGGUCGAGAAUUGCGUGUGUGUUUUACGGAACCUCUGCUACGGCUGUCAAGAAGUUGCCGACCCGGAUUAUUUCAAGAAACGUGAUGCGAAGAAACCGGGACAAAAACCAGGCGAACCGGCAGGAGAUAACACAGGGUGCUUUGGUGGUGGCGCAGGCAAGAAGAAUAAGAAAGAUCCGCAGAAGGUUGACCAGAGGAACCGCUCCGACAGUGGGUACCAGAGUGGCAGGACGUUCAAUACCUCAAGAACCGACCCUGUCCGCGGCAUGGAGCUGCUGUGGCAGCCCAGUGUCGUACACAUCUAUCUGCCUUUGUUAUCAGAUUGUUCAAAUCCGGAGACGCUGGAAGCUGCUGCGGGGGCAAUUCAGAAUCUGGCUGCGUGUGAAUGGGAACCGUCCAUAGAAAUUCGCCAGGCUGUCCGAAAAGAAAAGGGCCUGCCGAUCAUCGUAGAGUUAUUGAGUAUAGAAGCUGACCGUGUAGUAUGUGCCGCUGCGACUGCCCUAAGGAACCUCGCUCUCGACGAUCGAAAUAAAGAAUUGAUAGGAAAAUAUGCGAUGCAAACGCUUAUUAAGAAACUUCCGAAUAGUCGGGGUCAAAAGAUGGAUUACCCGGUCUCGGAUGAUACGAUUGCUGCCGUCUUGGCCACACUGUAUGAGAUUGUCAAGAAAAAUGCCGAUUUUUGCUCAUCCGUUCUCACUGAGGGUGGCAUUGACAGCCUUAUACACAUCACCCAGUCGAAGGGGAAAUAUAGCGCUAAGGUUGUGAAGUUUGCCGCCUCGGUACUGAUGGCCAUGUGGCAGUUUAAGGAACUACAACCGGAGUAUAAGAAGAAGGGAUACAAGGAGCAACACUUCGUUACGAAGACCAUGGCUGCUAGGAGUCAUUCUGGCCAGCCGCCAGUGAGUGCCAACAGCACUCUCAUCCGACCGCGCCAAGACCAGUCUGGGCCUGUUAAUGAAUUUAACGCCAACACACUGCCGCCUAUUGAGAGACACAGAACUAAUGAUGUGUCUGCGAUGUCACAAGAUGCAGACUAUGGUGGUCAACAGCCAAGGUUUGCCGGGGAUCCAUAUGGUCAAAACCGGUCAGAAACAUACGGCAACCAGAUGAUGGACCCGUACGCAAACCGGACAGACCGGGAUAAUUACAGCGAUCGAGUUGGCGACCAAUACGAGGCACACUUUGAAGACCAACUGGAUCGAGAUUAUCCUCCUAAUGAAAACAGGCAAGAUGACCGAUACGGGUCAAAUCCACGCGAAAAUUACGAACGUGAUGAUCGGUAUCAUGAUGAUAUUAAUCCAUACGGUGUCAGCACGAAUGCUUAUACUGGACGAGAUGAGAGCCGGUUACACAAUGAUAGCCGGGAUGUUGAACCAUAUCGGCAAGAUUCUUAUAGGGGUGAAGAAAUACAAAUGAAUGAGAUGAAUCCGUAUGAGAGUCGGCAUGAUUCCUACCGGCCGCCAGCAGGUGGCAUCGCAGUUCUACCCCAACAGGGGAACGCACGUAACGAUGAGCCGUUGUAUGCCAGGGUGAACAAAAGUAUGAAGACGUCGAACCGCGAUGGUCCUCCGCAUCACAUGGUCCUCACUGACCAACACGGAGGCGGAGGGGACGGUGGGGCAGAUUCAUGGGUAUAACACUCGUAUCGAGGUUUCAAAAUCUUGAAAAACUGUUUGAAAGUUCGCUGUGGUGCUCUUUUAUUUGCUCGGAUUCCUGGUACAGACUUUGGUAGCAUUGUUACGCCAGCAGAAGUGCUUAUUGCUGUUGUGUUUGCGGCAAUUAAGGCACCAGAAAACCUACAAAUGAAGACUAUUCAACGAGGAUGAUAUAAAAAAGUGGGAGAAUAUUCAUUUUGGAUUACAAACGAUGAAUUGAAUAUUCGUUGUGUAUGAGAAUAUAGUGAACAGUGGGUCCAGUCAGAAGUUCCUUUAGACUUUUUAAAGGAGCUCAAAUAUAUUUUCAGUAGAAAUUAAUUCAUUGGAAGGAAUUUAGGAUAGUUCGGACAGCUACAAUAUGGGCUGUUUCGGGGCCAAGAGGCAGAUAUUUGACGAUGAGGACCAAGAGACCCUGAAUGGAUAUAAAGAUAAAUGCUGUCUGGGCUAAAAAAACAUUUCUGAAUUCUGCCCAGUGUAGUUUGUAGCUUCAAUGAGUAAUGAUUAUUCAAACGAGUAGAACUAAAGAUUAGGAUUGUGUUGGAUCAGUUUUCAAGAGGAAUCAAUCGCCAUCUAGACAAUGGAUUAUAUAUUGAAAUGCGAUAUUUGAUAUUCGUAAUGAAAUAUUUUCUAUGUAUUAUUGAUGCAAUGCAAAAAAACAGUUUCGUCAGUAGGGUUUAGUGGAAUAGUUUCCCGACUAAAGUUAAUUUAACAGAUCUGAUGACUUUCAGGAAUUUAACCAUUGUGCUUUGAUUAGGUUUACCAUGGAGGUAACUAGCAAACAAAGGAAUACGUAAUUAGCAAAGUAAAUUAUAGUCAUGCUGCCAGAUUCGGGGAGUGUGAUGUCUGCUUUCAUAAUUAGUACUGUAAAUCGCGAAAUAUUCAUGCAUAUUUAAUAUUUGCAUUCUAAAAAUUUUUUCUCCAAUUUUAUGUUGGCGUAUUAAGAAAUUCCUUUCAAUUUUCAAAUUUAAAAAAAAAAUUUUUUUUUUAAAUUGUGAUUAUUCGCAAAAACGAAAUGUUCAUAAAGAUUUGGCAGUUACAGCACUGAUAGUUAUUCUAAUUAUGUGACCUGAAUCGGGGCCCCAGUGAGAUGACAUGUAACAUGAAUGCGCCAUUCAAACAAGAGAUUUUUGGGCAUGUGAUGGUGAUUUGACCAAUCUCAUUCCACGAUUUUUGUUCCUGUUUGGCAAAUAGACCCAAUUAUUAUAUAAUUGGGUAAAAAUCACGUCUUUGCACAUGAGAUUUAGGUCCGUCAGAGAUUCCUGCAAUUGAAACAAUGUUGUAGAGUUCAUAAUGAAUGUAAUAACAUGGGCGUAGGCAAAAAAGGCUGUUACAGUAAUAUGUAUGUAAGAAUGUAUUUAGUAGAGGCCUGUAUUUGGCUUUAGUUGUAUAAAAAUGUAGAUGUUGAGCCUUAUGAGACAUAUCAAAAGAUUGAAUGUUUUUGUUUCAGUGCGUUGAUCAGCUAAUUAACAUAUUCAAAUGGAAGUGUGCUCAAAUCGAUCUAAGGAAUUUGCCAUAUUCUGUGUGCGAAUAUUUUGUUCAGAUGUUAUCAUCGGUUUCAAAUUUAGUUUUAUAUUUGUGCCUAAAGUAUUAAUGGAAUGAUGCAGUGCAUGUACAGUGAUCUGAUUUUGUGGACAUCAGCUCAUGCUUCCCUCAAAAUUUUGACCAGCAUCUUAUGAUUUUCCCAUACUAACAUUAGAGGGGCUACUGGGGACGGUGGGGUUGGGCACAAACGUAGUCCCUCAUAUGCCAUUCGACGUCGCCAAAACGAAGAUUAUAGAUAAUGCUUGUACGUGUUCUUCUCAUUUUAAUGUGGCCACUGCACAUGCAAGUACGUGUAGGUACCCAGAAUAAUGCGACUAAGAGUACGACUCAAAAAUAUUUGUACAUACGCAUGAACUCAUAUCAAACCAGUCCUUAUAUUCACAAAAUAGGCCUGGUUUAGUUAACAUAUCACCGACUGCCUCUUUGGGUUGACCUGCUUUAGCCUGACGUGUCAGUGAAGAUUUACAGCAACUGGAUUUUUCUAAUGCAUAUCAAACCGGAAAGCAAACAAUCUUGAUAGUUUUUUUCUAAAACCUGCAACCUUGAGGCUCCUCCUGAACAAGUUUAGAGUAACCUCACACUGUUUAUUUUGCAUCAUGGGUAAAACUAUUGAACUCAACUGUAGUAAUCAUUAAAUGAUACACGUAAUAAUGAUAAAUUACUUUGCCCAAACGCAAAUGGCAACCAGUUGUUUAGUAGAUUUUUAUACGAUUGUCACUUACCCUGUUUUGUCCUCACAUAUAUAUCUAUGUAUCGACACGAUUUGAAUGAUAUGCAUCUCCUGCAAAAUAUGGACUAUAGUUCAUUUCACAAAAAUGGUGUUGCAUGCAUACAAGCCUAAAACAGCUGGGAAAAGUUUGCUUCAAAGAACGCUUUAUGUCCUUGACUUGGCGUCUUGAGAAGUCAAAGACUAUAUGUUCAUAGGAGAUGAGACCUAGUGGAGAAUAUUCCCUUCAAAAGCACCUCGCAUUUCCCACUUUUGCACUGAUAAUAAAUAAACGUUCCAAGUUCUGUGUUUGUGAACUGUGCUAUUGGACGCUUAACAAUACAAAUAAAAAUCUGGAGAAACUUUAUCUGUUAUUACGCACAUUUUCCAUCCAGACGUCCACACUUCAGAGGAGUGAACCAAGGGAGUAACACCUCAGAAAUCAAGGAGAUUUUCCAUCAGGUUCAGCCCGUUUCAUAUGUUGUAACCUCUCAUGCGUUUCAUAAAAAGUGUGUAUAUUUUAUAAAAUAUGGGUUUGAGACAUGUUCUGUUACCAUGUGAACAUUAUUCAUGUACAGUGUACAUCGUUACUGUUCUCAACAUCUAUUUUGUCAGAAGGCUGCUUCAUGUCAAAGCAUCGAUUGAAUACUAGCUGGUAUAAAACCAUAUAACUUUGGAUUUUCUACUUAAUUGUGGUACACUUAAAUAUUUCGUUCACCAAACUCACAUUAAAAAUAUUUCUAUUGGCUUCGGACUUAAAUUACCUGAACAUUGCUGACUCGGUUCCCAAACAAAUUUCGGAUAACCUUCUUUUCAGUCAUGCCUCAAUGAGGUUAGAAAUAUUUUUAUCUCACAAAUUUCUUAAUGGCAGUAACAAUUGAAAUGUGCCAAGUUUGAUUUUAAAAGGCCACUGCUUUUGAUGUCUGUACAAAAAAGUGUGUGAAGAUACCAUGAUUAUAUAAACCGUGUAGCGGAGUGGACUUCACGCCAAGUCUGUUACCGCUUGUGGAAAAAGCACCGUCUCUAAACAUACUCUUGAAAGAGUACCGUACUGAAAUCUUAUUCGCUCAAACACUUGAAACAUAAAGAGAGCUGUUCGGAAACGCUACAGUAUCUUGAUUUUAUAUGCAUGUAGUAUGAGUUUAGACACUUGUCCUUUAUGGACGAAAAAUUGCACCUCUAUUCUACUUUGAAACAUAGUGAGAAAGCCAUGUAUAUUUCAAAUGAAAAGAAAAGAGGAUCCUAUGGUUGAUAAUGGGCUGGAAACUGUACUUAUCCGGCUGUGCAUUAGAAACCAUUAUCUAUCCCUAGAGGACCUGUUGCAGACAAUAUACUAACUUAUCAGUCCUAAUAGAAUAAUAUACGAACUGGGCCAUGAAUUGUACAGCUAAGAGUAGUAUUUAGAUUAUUAUUGAACUAAAUGUUGCUAUGGUAAUCUAUUGGACUGUAAACAUUAAAAUGUAGACUGUUUUUAACUUUAAGAAAUUUUGUAUAAUUGAUGCUGAUUUAAGUCAUACGUUCGUUUUGAAGGUAAAGGAGAAUAAAAUGUAUUUAGUGCCUAAA